AGGAUGACUACAAAAAGAGGGGUACUGAUAAUUUGAGAUUACCCUAGUUGAAACCCGGAACAGCAGGAUUAUGCGAACUCGUUCCAAAGCCCAAAAGGGCCCAAUACAGUUGGGCCGAACAUUUCUCACUAGGCCCAUUUCACAGGUCUGAAAAUAAAAGCUGUGGCGCCUAACUGCCAUUCAAACGUUAACUACCAUUCUUCUUCUGAGUUUCAUAUCCGAAUCAUGGAGAAGCAGAAGCUGAAACAACUCUUACUCUCUCAUCCUUCCACGUUACACUUCCUACUGUUUCAACUCGGUCGAUUCCUCUGUAAACUCGGUCAUAACUCAGCCGCUAUGCUCAAAGGCAAGCUCAAGCUUCCAGCUCCGGACAAGGUUGGGAGGGUCUUUCCCGACCGUCUCGACAGCUUGGUCUCAGGGUUCUACGAAAAAGGCCAUGAAAUCGAAGGCUCUGAGUUUAAACUUGAGUCCGGCGAGGAGCUCGAGCCAGUUCAGCCCGGCGAGUUAGGAUUUCACAUGGAGAGUGAUGAUGAUGAUGACAAGGAGCGAAAAAUUCGGCAGAGACCGAACAGAGAUUCUGUCACUCAGGUUUCGGUGUUGAAAUCCGUUUCAGAGGAAGAGAAAAGAUCAGAUCUGGAAUACGAGCUUUCUCAAAGGGAGAUAAAUUUGGAAAAGUUGCAAAGAAUUGCCAACAUUGGUAUUCCUGAUGGAGGAGGUUUGCGUGCAACGGCUUGGAAGCUACUCUUGGGUUACUUACCUUCAUCUCAUGACUUGUGGGACAAGAAACUAAAAGAGAAUAGGCAAAAGUAUGCUAAUCUGAAAGAGGAUCUUCUCUGCAAUCCGUCAAGACAUAUUUGGAAGGAAUGUGAGGAAUUAAGUUCAACAAGGCGGCAUGAGGACAAUGAUGUUGAUGGCCCCCUUAGGCGACAUGAAAUUUCUCACGAAGAUCACCCUUUGAGCCUUGGUAAGGCUAGUCUUUGGAGUCAAUAUUUUCAGUAUACAGAGAUCGUAGAACAGAUAGAUCGAGAUCUGCAGCGUACACAUCCAGAUUUGCCAUUUUUCUCAGGGGAGUCAUCAAUUAGUUGCAAAAAUAGGGAAGCGAUGAAGAAUAUCCUUCUCCUUUUUGCAAAGUUAAAUCCUGAGAUUCGUUAUGUGCAAGGCAUGAACGAGGUCUUGGCACCAAUAUACUAUGUAUUUAGUACUGACCCCGACAAGCAAAAUGCUGCAAAUGUAGAAGCAGAUAGUUUUUCUUGUUUUGUUCGAAUUUUGGGUGACUCAGUGGAUCAUUUCUGCCAACAAUUGGAUAAUAGUUCAAGUGGCAUCCUUGCUACACUUUCUCGCUUGUCAGAUUUAUUAGAAGUAAAUGAUGAACAAUUAUGGCGUCAUCUUGAAUUGAGAACAAAGGUUAAACCACAAUUCUAUGCAUUCCGAUGGAUUACACUCCUACUCACGCAAGAGUUCAAAUUUGAGUCUAUCUUGAGAAUAUGGGAUACACUUCUGAGUAACCCUUUUGGUGUUCAGGAUAUGCUUCUUCGGAUCUGUUGCGCAAUGCUACUUUGCGUGAAAAGCAAACUGCUAAGUGGUGAUUUUGUGACCAAUAUAAAACUUUUACAACACUACCCUGAUGAUAUUAACGUAGAAUACCUGCUCCAGGUUGCCAAGGAUAUUAGUCCUGACACAUCUAAUUAUUGUUUAUCACUUUGAUUUAUUACACUGAUUAUUUUUUUUUGUAUAAUUUCAUCAAAUUAUCAUGUUUUGAAUCUGAAGUACUGAGUGACCGA
This is a messenger RNA of Glycine soja, 1781 nucleotides long. Its product is annotated as TBC1 domain family member 13-like. Gene Ontology annotation, molecular function: GTPase activator activity. The transcript is spliced from 9 exons. Lineage: Eukaryota; Viridiplantae; Streptophyta; Magnoliopsida; Fabales; Fabaceae. The coding region runs from base 226 to 1704 and encodes 492 amino acids. Gene Ontology annotation, biological process: intracellular protein transport; activation of GTPase activity. The record is from RefSeq and is a predicted model, not a curated record.